AUGCCAAAAGAUAAAACUGAUAUAAGAGAAAAGAGUGCAGCUCAAAAAAUUUCAAAAUUUGGCUCAUUCACUGCAGGUGGUCUUGCAGCAUGUAUUGCAGUGACUUUUACCAAUCCAAUUGAGGUUAUUAAGAUCAGAAUGCAAUUACAAGGUGAGUUAGCAUCAGUUGGUCAAGGUAUAUAUAAAAAUCCAUUCCAAGGUAUCGGUGUUGUCUUUAGAAAUGAAGGUUUUAUGGCUUUACAGAAAGGUUUAAAUGCUGCUUAUAUUUAUCAGAUUGCGUUAAAUGGUUCAAGAUUAGGUUUCUACGAGCCAAUUAGAUAUGCUUUAAACAAAACUUUCUUCCCUGGAGUAGAUUCUCAUUUGAAACAAAAUGUAGCUGUCAAUGUUGCUGCUGGUGCAACUUCUGGUAUUAUUGGAGCUGUCAUUGGUUCUCCAUUAUUCCUAGUGAAAACUAGAUUACAAUCAUAUUCUGAAGCAUUCAAAGUCGGGGAACAAACUAGAUAUACAGGUGUUUGGAAUGGUUUAAAAGCAAUUUAUAAAACAGAAGGUUUUAGAGGUCUGUACCGUGGCGUAGAUGCCGCUAUUUUAAGAACAGGUGCAGGUUCAUCGGUCCAAUUACCUAUUUAUAAUACAACCAAAAGUGUAUUAAUUAAAUCUGAUUUAAUGAAAGAUGGUCCAGCAUUACAUUUAACUGCUAGUACGAUAUCUGGUUUAGGUGUCGCCGUUGUUAUGAACCCAUGGGAUGUUAUUUUAACAAGAAUAUAUAACCAAAGAGGUAAUAAGUAUAAGGGACCGAUUGAUUGUCUAGUCAAAACCGUUAAAAUUGAAGGUUUAUCUGCAUUAUACAAAGGUUUCGAAGCACAAGUUUUCAGAAUUGGUCCACACACCAUAAUGUGUCUAACUUUCAUGGAACAAACUAUGAAACUGGUAUACUCCGUUGAGAAGACGAUUCUAGGACAUAAUUAA
Molecule: messenger RNA, 966 nt
Organism: Tetrapisispora phaffii CBS 4417
Lineage: Eukaryota; Fungi; Ascomycota; Saccharomycetes; Saccharomycetales; Saccharomycetaceae
Gene: OAC1
Product: Oac1p
Exons: 1
Coding region: 1-966 (321 amino acids)
Biological process (GO): transmembrane transport
Source: RefSeq, a predicted model, not a curated record